Xylaria bambusicola is the source of this 2064-nucleotide messenger RNA. RefSeq names its product iron only hydrogenase large subunit domain-containing protein. The transcript has a single exon. The coding region runs from base 299 to 2044 and encodes 581 amino acids. Gene Ontology annotation, biological process: iron-sulfur cluster assembly. NCBI's taxonomy places the organism in Eukaryota, Fungi, Ascomycota, Sordariomycetes, Xylariales, Xylariaceae. Gene Ontology annotation, cellular component: cytosolic [4Fe-4S] assembly targeting complex. The record is from RefSeq and is a predicted model, not a curated record. Gene Ontology annotation, molecular function: 4 iron, 4 sulfur cluster binding.
CAACCAGAUGCCCUUCGUCUUUUACAUUUGACAAAGUUUUUGUCGAACCUCCAGCAGGCGAAUUCUACAGGAAAUUUGCGAACUUGAUGUCGCGAGCCUCGAAUCUUUGAUACCGUACCAUUUAUUCAUUAAGGCUGCCAGAGGCGCUGAGCCGAUACCUAUCAAAGGGUUGACUAUUGUUCACCUGGUACCUAGAUACUCAAGAGACGUCUUCGCCACAGCAUCAGUAUCCUCGCGCCCAUUCGCCUUGGCAGUCCUCAUUUUUGAUCGCUAUUAUAUCCUCUGACAAACGUGCGCCAUGUCCGCUAUACUUUCCGCUGAUGACCUCAACGACUUCAUCUCGCCAGGGGUCGCAUGUAUCAAGCCCGUCGAGACGCUUCCAGCGGCCCCUGAACAACCGAAAGAGAACGAGCUUGAACACGAGGUCGUCAUCGAUGGCCAACACCCUACACCAUCCACAGAUGCACCAGCUCAGAUUUCUUUGACAGACUGUCUGGCUUGCUCUGGCUGCGUAACCUCAGCCGAAGCGGUUCUCGUCAGCUUGCAGAGUCAUAACGAACUGUUGAGUGUCCUAGAUCAAGCACCUGGGCUACAAAUAAGGCGCAACGAUGCCGAUGGAACGUUCAAAGUAGAAGGCUUAGAAAAUCCCGAUAGCAAACUUUUCGUGGCAAGCGUGUCGCCCCAGACACGUGCCAGCCUUGCCGCAGCCGCUGGGCACGGUGUAACGAAGCGCGAUGCCGGACGAAUGAUUACACAGUUAUUAGUAGGACGUGACGGCUUGAAAGCUGGCGGGAAAUGGAACAAUGCGUUCACAUGGGUAGCAGACACGAAUGCGGCCCGGACAGCAUGUCUGGUACUCGGUGCCGAGGAAGCCACUAGCGAUAGCAAACUUGCUAAACCAAUUUUAACUUCCAGUUGUCCGGGUUGGGUGUGUUAUGCCGAGAAAACACACCCAUACGUCUUGCCUCAUAUAUCGAAGAUAAAGUCGCCACAAGCCUUAAUGGGAACGUUACUGAAGACAACUUUGAGCCGCACAUUAGGUAUUUCCCCUGACCGGAUAUGGCACCUUGCCGUCAUGCCUUGCUUCGACAAAAAAUUAGAGGCUAGCCGUGAAGAAUUGACCGACACGAUAUGGAAUGGAAAUGGUCAACCGGGCAGGGGAGUCCGCGAUGUUGAUUGUGUUAUCACCAGCAAGGAAAUCCUGAUGUUGACGGAGUCCAGAGGUCUCGAUUUCUUCAACUUAUCGAGAGAAUCAAUACCGGUGUCAUGGCGUAUGCCCUUCCCUGAUCCGGCUCUGGAUAAGUUCAUCUUCUCAUCCCCUAAGGGUGGCCGACCAGAUCCCGCUGCCAGCACGUCGGGGGGUAAUCUAUAUUAUACGUUGCAAUACGUUGCCUCUCGGCAUCCGGGAUCACGUAUUGAAACGACCCGUGGCAGAAAUGUAGACGUUGCCGAGUUCUCAGUGGUAUCCGCAGCCGGGGACAUAAUAUUCAGGGCCGCGCGAUAUUACGGCUUUCGGAAUAUCCAGAAUUUGGUGCGAAAGUUGAAACCUGCGCGGCCAUCGCGGAUGCCUGGCGCAAGGGCUAUCGGGGCCAGCAGGAAAGCUGCUGGAAAGCCAGCUGGAUCUGAAUACGACUAUGUUGAAGUUAUGGCUUGCCCUGGUGGCUGUACCAACGGCGGAGGUCAAAUUAAAGUCGAUGACCCUGUAAUUGUUGAGCGCAAAGGGUCUGGAUUCAAGCCCGGCCCUCAGGAGCAGAAACAGUGGCUUGCCGAGGUGGACGAAGCUUAUUUCUCGGCCGACGACAGUGAAUUAGAGAGCAGAGAAGGCAAAGUAAUAACGCAAGAGGGAAGAAGUGACCUAGUCGGCGACAUCUCUCCAUCCUAUAUUCAAGAUAGUCUGGCAUAUUGGAGUAGGAUAACGAGCAUAGACAUAGAUAGACUAGUAUCCACCAGUUACCGCGAGGUUAUUAGUGACGUGGGUAAGAGCAAAAUGAACGACACAGAACGAGUGGUUCAACUUGCUAGCAAGAUUGGCGGCGGUUGGUAGCCGUCUUUGCUCAUAGUUUA